This is a messenger RNA of Ochotona princeps (American pika), 1437 nucleotides long. Its product is annotated as folate-biopterin transporter-like. Lineage: Eukaryota; Metazoa; Chordata; Mammalia; Lagomorpha; Ochotonidae. The record is from RefSeq and is a predicted model, not a curated record.
AUGCGCGGGACCGGGGUUCGCACGGCCUUCGCAGGCCACGAAGACGUCCACAAGGUGGGUGGUUCUUCAGCCAAAACGUUAGCCGCUGGUGUCGAUGAACUCCCACUGGUUCGUCGCUUUGUGGAGCCCCGCUUUUACGAGACUCUCAGCUUCACGCAGUGUGUGAUCUAUCUUGUGGGGUUUUCGGAAGGACUUACCCACCUUGCGGCGUUGGCGAUCUACUACAUGCUUAAAGACGACCUGGGUCUAACGCCACCGCAGGUCUCGGCCAUUUUUAUCGCUCCAGCGGUCCCGUGGAUUCUGAAGUUUGUAUUUGCCACGGAUGCUGAUAUACGUGCCCUUUGCGGAUACCGCAGGAAGCCCUACAUGAUGAUCUUUAGUAGUUUAGAAGGGCUGGGAUUUGUGAUCUUGGGGCUCCUUCCUGCAUCAGUCCCCACUGCCAUUCUUGCCCUUUUUAUCAUAUCACUCUCAGCCUCGUUCUGCUCCGCUGUUGCGGAGGCCCUUGUUGUGGAGAGUACCGCAGGGAAAACUCUAGAUCAGGUAUGCUAAAACGUCUCAGACUUCAUCACAGCCAAGGCGCUUGGGAGCCUGAUUGUGGCAUAUCUAUCUGGCUAUCUUUUGGAAAAGGACUUCAAACAAAGCAUCUUCAUGGCAACCGCUGUCUUUCCUCUGUUCAUAACUGCAUCUCCCUCUUCAUUGCACGACCGUAACGACCCCGCGGCCCGCAACUUGGCACAACAAUUCCGCGCCCUCAGCACUUUCCUCCAGCAUUCCAUCAUAUGGGGACCGGCUAUAUAUAUCUUCAUCUACAUGGCGGGCCCGGAUUAUGACGACGCACUGUUCUUCUACUUCACGAAUAAGCUCGGCUUCUCACCCACCUUCAUGGGAACGCCUACGAGUGCCUGCAGAUUUACAUAUGGCAUCGCUGCGCUUCUCGGGGUCUUACUAUAUAGAUAUGUCUUUCGGCAAGCGGGCUUCCGCCGCACACUACUGUGGACUAUCCUCAUAGCCGUGCCCAUUUAUAUAUCUCCAGUCAUCUUGGUCACCGGCUUCACCAGAAACUCGGCAUUAGCAAUCAAGCGUUGUCCUGGCGGCGGCUUUCUUAUAGAAGCGGUACACGGAAUUCAACUGCUCCCGCUUCUAGUCCUUACCGCUUCUAUAUGCCCUCCAGGCCUGGAAGGAAGCGUCUACGCCAUGAUGAUGUCGAUUCGCAAUUCUGGGUCCAUGACCUCUCGUGGUCUCAGCGCCUUGUUCGCGUGGCUCUUUGGGAUCACAGCGACUAAGUUUACUCACUUAACAGCAUAUACUUUGUGCGGAGCGUCCCUGUUGAUUCCCCUCUUCUUCCUUCACUUAAUACCAAGCAACGCCGAAAUCGAACGAGUGAAGGAGAAACACGACAAAAUAUACAAGGAAAUACAAAGGCAACAGAGCGCGUAA